AUGUCCAAGAGGAACAUAACCUACACGAAGCCCGAAGAACCCGAAUUCCUCAAGAAAAUCAAGCAGCAAGCGGGCUACAAGGAAGGCCCCACCGUCGCCACAAAAAGCGAGCAGCUGGGCCCCGCCGAGGACUUAGACUGUGACGAGGAGCAGCCCACCGUCGUGGUCUUGAACGAGGGCGACCUGACCGCGGAGGAGGCCCAACGCGAAAAAGCCAGGCUGGAAAGGGGUAAGUCGCAAGCGCCCUACCUUCUUGGCCCCCGAACGCCGGAAAAGCGCCCAUUUUGCGCCAAACACCACUCCGCGGAUUAA
Zophobas morio is the source of this 312-nucleotide messenger RNA. RefSeq lists its product as uncharacterized. The record is from RefSeq and is a predicted model, not a curated record. The coding region runs from base 1 to 312 and encodes 103 amino acids. Lineage: Eukaryota; Metazoa; Arthropoda; Insecta; Coleoptera; Tenebrionidae. The transcript has 2 exons.